Molecule: messenger RNA, 369 nt
Organism: Dipodomys ordii (Ord's kangaroo rat)
Lineage: Eukaryota; Metazoa; Chordata; Mammalia; Rodentia; Heteromyidae
Product: schwannomin-interacting protein 1-like
Exons: 2
Biological process (GO): positive regulation of hippo signaling
Cellular component (GO): plasma membrane; cell junction
Source: RefSeq, a predicted model, not a curated record
CGGGCGCGCCCGGCGCAACAUGGUUAACACAAAGUCCGCGCGCGGCCCCGGGCUCCCCGUAUGAAAAGUGUGAGCGCGGGCGGCCGGCAUCCCCUGGCCGACUUGAGGGACUACCGGGAGGAUGGGAUGGACCUCGGCAGCGACGCCGGCGGCAGCAGCAGCAGCAGCCGCUCGGGCUCCCAGCCCAACUCCACCAAAGUGACCCCCUGCUCGUCGUCGCCGGGGGGCAGCCUGGACCUGGUGUCGGCGCUGGAGGACUACGAGGAGCCCUUCCCGACCUUCCCCAAGACGGCGAUCGAUGAGUGGGCGCCGGAGGACGGAGACGACGAGGAGGAGGACGGGCGCGGGGGCCGGGAUGGCCGCUGUCCG